UUGGGUGGGGAUGGGGUUGAUUGAGGAAGAUCUUCAUCUUGUUCCAGUUCUGUUUCCGACACAUUGCAUGAGCUGGGAGUUCCCACUGCAUCGGGUUUCCCAUCUCUGACGUGGAGGCAAUGUUGACUCGCUUCCUAGAGAAACACUGCAAGAGCAGGGAGCAGCCUCCUGGAUCACCCUUCCCACUUUCCAUACAUGUGAGGCACACCGAGCCUGGCAGAUCCUGGCUGUGCUGGGGGAGACACUGUUGUCAAACAGCUGCAAGUGGUGUCUGAAGCCACAUCCUGAGCAGAUAGUACUUGUAAAGUUCCCCCACACGGAUGCCUCAGAGGAUGGAAAUGUGUCCAGGAGCCCUGGUAGAGAAAAACGACGAGCUCAGAUGGGGGGAAAGUCUCGGGCCAGGACUGGUUGCCAUGAGCCCUGUUCUAGAUCCAGGCUCUGAGGCUGGUGUGCGUUUUGAUUUCUGAGGGCACCACUUCAGCACAGAAAAACACAAAGUGUUGCUACCCUAGUUCGGAGCAGCAGUCCAUUUAGCACAGUACCCAGCAGAAGAUGCUUUACGGGGUGGGUAUAUGUGCAGGGCAUGUAAGCCAUCCCGUCAGACCCUCCCGAGCAUCCAGCAUCAUUGGUUUUGGGCUCUCAGAGGAUACACCCCUGACCCUUCUAAUCCCAUUGCUCCCAGUAGCCCUGUUCUCCAUGAAUUUGUCUGGUCCGUUUUUUAACCUAGCUAUACAAUCUGCCUCUACGGCCUGUUGUGGCAAGGAGUUCCUCAAGUCAGCUACGUGCUGCCUGCAGAAGUCCUUUCUUUUGUUGGUUUUAAUCCUGUUUCCUGCUCGUUUUAGGGGUGCCCCCCACUUCUUGUUUCCUGGGACUUGGUGAGUGUUCACCUUGUCCACGUUCUUUCUGACAUUAAAGACUCCUCAACCUCCUUUCCAAACGAAGUUGCCCAGCCUUUUCCCUUGCUCCAGGCACAGCUGCUGCUCCAUACCCCUGAUCAUCUUGGUUGCCCUUCUCUGUACUUAAUGUGUUGGUUUUCUUCCUCCGGCUGUAAGUAAUAAUCAUGCUACCUGCAUCCCACAGGUGUUGCGAGGACACCUUUAAUUACUGAGGACUCCUUCAAAUAGUGUCAUUUAGAGGGGUUGAGCUCCAAAGGACAUGGAAAAUGUUCAGUACAGUUGCUUCAGAGGGUUUGGCAAAAUGCAGGAAGUGGGUACAUCCAGCAGUGUGGAAAGCUGAGCUGUCUGUCUCUGCUGCUGCAUGGGAGUCAGCUGGGGUCUGGCUUCAGAGUACAUGAGAUUAGGGCCGGGGUGCACAUGGUUAUUUGUGUGAGGCCACUGGUGUUGUAAUGUCCUUCUGUCCCCAGGGAGUCAGCCUGCCUGCAGCCAAGGAACGGGGACAGCUUGUGUUCCUGGAAGGCCUGAAGUCCUGCUUUGAGGUCCUGUUCAAGGAGGAGCCGCCCACGGGACAACCAAGCCCUCUGCAGUUUAUCAGAGAGGGUGGCUCUAACCUGAAAGCCCUGUACGAGUUUGUCCGCACAUCCCUGACGCCCUCGGAGAGUGAUUCCUGGAAGUGUCCUGUGCUGCUCGUGGAUGAUGUCAGUGUCCUGCUCAGCCUGGGCAUGAGGCCAGUGGAUGUGUUGGAUUUCAUCCAUUACUGCAGGGCCACCGUGUGCUCUCAGCUAAAGGGGAACGUCGUAGUGCUGGUGCACAGCAGUGAGAACUCGGAUGAUACAGAGAAUGAGUUGGUCGUGAACGCCCUGUGUCACCAGAGCAACCUCAUUCUGUGGGCAGAGGGGCUGGCCACCGGCUACUGCAAAGACAUCCAUGGACAGCUGAAGAUCAUUCCAAGGCGGCCAGCAGAGCUGUCCACAGAGAGGGAUCUCCCCCGAACCUACCAGUACAAAAUUCAGGACAGGAAUGUCACGUUCUUCGCCAGAGGGAUGUCCGCGGCCGUGCUGUGAUCUUGGAGGCCUGGGGCAGAGAGGACGGUGGUGCUUAAUACCUGGGAAAACAGAAUGUGGCAGCAGCUCAGCCCAGUCCCUCUCCCAUCACUGCCCCCAAACAUCCUGAUGCAGCCUCAGCCCUGCUGAGAUCUGUCUGGGUGCAGUGAUUCACUUGGCUGGUGCUUGUUGUGGGAUCGGAGCCUAAGCCCAUUCCCUCUGCCCUGCCCUCGGGCCGUGUUCCAGCCUCAGGGAACUGGGAAGAGCAAAAUAUACUGCAGUGAUCAGUGAAUUCCAAAUGCAGAUACAUCGGGCGGGCAGCUGCCAUCUCCAGGCCGACACUGACUGUUUGUAUUGCAGAGAGGACUGGGUGUCUGUGGUGCCAGGCGCUGGGCACAUGGGGGCUAGUCGGUGCCCUGCUGCACUUGCAAUCCAAGGCCUUCCUUUCAUGUGACUGCUAGAAGUUCUGGUGGCAGAGAGCAGCUGCUGGGAGGAAGCCCACAGCACAUGUCUUCUUGAAGGCUCUGCAUAGCUCGUUAGACCUGGGCAGCUUGGCUUAAGCAGCUGUGCUGGCAGGGCAUGGGAGGCACCUUGGCAGGGUGUGGGGUGCACCCUGGGAAGCACCAGCUGGCAAAGGGGCUGCAAUAGCUGGCAGAAAGCUCAGCUGAGUCCAUACAGCUGGUCCUUCCCUGCUGGCAGAAGAAAGGACAUGUGCUGCUGCAACGCGGACACGCUCAUGGUUGGCUGCAUCGACCCCUCUCUCCCCCAUCUGGUUUUGUCUAAUUCAAGUGUGGGCUCCUCACUUUAUAUUUCUCAUUUUGUAUUAAAUACAGAUCCUACUGUUCUUGGCCCACUUUCUCUGCUGGAGUCUCCAGCCAGUUUUGGAAUGCAAGUAAUUAAUCCUAGGCACCACCAGCAUCUGUCUGAGAAAACCCUGCUGGGAGCUCAUCACUCACUUGGCUUUAAUUUAAAAAGUUACAAGCAGUAAGUUAACUGAUACUGUGAUGUGACAGCUGGGGGGUGGCGAGGGCUUGCUUGAGCAGAAAG
Alligator sinensis (Chinese alligator) is the source of this 2986-nucleotide messenger RNA. RefSeq names its product elongator complex protein 6. NCBI's taxonomy places the organism in Eukaryota, Metazoa, Chordata, Crocodylia, Alligatoridae. The transcript has 4 exons. The record is from RefSeq and is a predicted model, not a curated record. Gene Ontology annotation, biological process: tRNA wobble uridine modification. The coding region runs from base 1346 to 1960 and encodes 204 amino acids. Gene Ontology annotation, cellular component: elongator holoenzyme complex.